CUAGCUAGCUAGUCGCUCGCUGUCCCGAGGAGCCACGAGACGCCGAUGGAGAUGAAGAGCAUUUUGAAAUCGGACAGAAAGAAAGUCUCGCUGCUGAAGGCGCAAGAGCACAGCACCAAGCAGAGCAGCUCCGUCGGAGCCCUGCGCUGGUGCUUGCCCGAGGAGGACAUCCAGGCCCACAACUCGGCCCCCAGCAGGCCCGUCGCCAGCGGCAAACUCACCGGACACUCUCAGACGCAGCAGCGGCCUCGCCAGAGCAGCCUGAAUGAUCUGCGCAGCCUGCAGGAGUGCGUGCAGUUCCUCCAACACUGGAAGGAGCAAGUGGACCAGGUUUGCAAGCGUCCCGUUUCCGCUCCGGGGACCAGCAACGCCGCGAAGUCUGACUCGCGGACCGAGCGCAGUUUGGAGGAGUCCCGUAAACUCAUCUUGGAAUGGGCCAACGAACUUCGCCACGUGGACAAAGUCCGUCCUCGUGCCAGCGACCUGACGGCCGACGUCUCGCGAGAGAAGCCUCACGCGUUGGCUCAAGUCGUGGAGGGCAAGCCCUGCUCACCUGAGACUGAAGAACCCAACAAGGAUUUAGACGCCAACGAGGACGCACAACUGAGGGUGAUGGAGUGGGCCAAGGAGGUACAGAAGGUCUCCGAGAGCUGCGGGGUGCAGAGCGACGAGCUCGGCAAAGUGCUGCGCCUGCUGGGCCUCAAGAAGAAGCGACUGGUCAGCCUGCUGCCCCUGCUGGAGUUCAUCACCUGGUCGCUCCUCCUGGAGGACAGCGUGGGGACCAUCCCGCAGUUAUGGUUGCCGGUAAAGCAGCGCACGUGGAAAGCGGGGACGUCCAGAUACAUCCCCAACUCGGUUUGGAGUUGGAUCUGCAGCGCAGAAGCCGAUGUGAUCCUGGACCCGACCACCAACCACCCGUGGCUGACCCUGUCCGAGGACCGGCGGCAAGUCCAGGAGGGCCCGUCGCAGGCCCACCUGCCGUACAGCUCGCAGCGUUUCGACGGCUGGCCCUGCGUGCUGGCCUGGGAGGGCUACGGCCGCGGGCGCCACUACUGGGAGGUGGACAUCGCCAACGACGGCUACUGGCGCGUGGGGCUGGCCGCCGCGCGCUCCAAACGCAGCGGCCGCUUCCACAUGUGCCCCGAGACGGGCUACUGGUGCCUGUGGCGCGGCACGCACCGGUUCUACGCCUGCACCCAGCCCGAGACGGCGCUGCCCGCCGGCCUGGUGCCGCGGCGGCUGGGCGUCUACCUGGACUGCGAGGAGGGCCAGGUGUCUUUCUACAACGCCCAGAGCAGGACGCACAUCUACACCUUCACCGGGGACUUCAAAGGCAAGGUGUACCCGUUCUUCGCUCCGCUCGACGGCCGCACCCUCAUGACCGUCGCGCCGCCGCGGGCCGCCCGCAGCACCGCUUGAGACGGCUUCUUCUUGGCCUGCCACGC
Hippocampus zosterae (dwarf seahorse) is the source of this 1445-nucleotide messenger RNA. RefSeq names its product E3 ubiquitin-protein ligase TRIM39. NCBI's taxonomy places the organism in Eukaryota, Metazoa, Chordata, Actinopteri, Syngnathiformes, Syngnathidae. The transcript is spliced from 8 exons. Gene Ontology annotation, molecular function: protein binding. Bases 46 to 1419 code for a protein of 457 amino acids. The record is from RefSeq and is a predicted model, not a curated record.